CACUUGUCACCAUGGUUGACAUCCGUAGUGGGAAGAGUACUAGCCCCUAUACUGCGGUUCAAUAGGAGCAGAUGGCCGCCCUAGUGAGAGAGAAUAGGGAAAAGAAAGAGCUCCUGAAGCAGGCGAAGCUAAAGGCGAUCGCAGAGGAGCAGGCAACGAAAAGGAAGAAGCUGGAGGAGAAGAUGAUGAGGAUCCAGCAGGAGGAGGAAGAAAAAAGAAAGGCUGUUGAAGAAGAAGAAGCAGCAGAAGUAGAAGAAGAAGAGCGCCUUGAGAGAAGACGCAGGGAAGAAAGAGGGGAGAGCAGUAACAUGAAGGAGGAAGACGCAAAGAUGGAGAAAAAGAUUAGUGAGUGGGUGGCAAAUUUGUCUUUGGGAGAAGAUGAGGAGGCGCAACUGUAUGUGCCACAGGAGGAGAAGGAGGCGUUUGCCAGGGCUUUGGAAAUGAUAGAUGACCCCCUAGAAUGUCAAGAGACAGAAGAUGAGAAAAAGUUGGAGUGGAAGCUGCGCAUGAAGAAGGAGAAGAAGAGAAGGAGGGAGGAAGCUGCCCGAUUGGCUGCAGAGGUGGAGAAAGUACGAGGGUGCAGGCAAGAAUUGCAGGCACAAGCAGAGGUCCCUGCCAAGUUAGAUAAGAUUGUAGGGUACCUGGAGGUGCUAAGUGAGGCUUGGCUGGAGGAACGUCAAAGCAACAGGGGGCACGAUGUGGCCCUGCAGGCCAUGCGGGCUGGCUUUAGAGAGUUUGCGCGUGACGUGGUGACCCACGUUGGGGCCGAAGUGAAAGGAUUAAAAGAGUGCGUAAGGAAGUUUUGUGAGGGCGCCAUUGAGGGGGCCAAGGUAGUGGCCACCACUGAGAGUGAGUCCAGACCCCGCAGGGAACCAGUCAAGCUGAAGUUCCCAGAUGCAUACGGUGGGAAGUCGGAGGAGAACUUUGAUAAUUGGGAGGCUAGUGUGAACACCUAUAUACACCUACAGUUGAUUGCACAGGACGAUCAGGUCCUGGUGGCCUUCUAGGCCCUCAAAGACGAGGCGGCUAGUUUCGCUACGUCCCUCGUGCGUGCGGCCGGUUGUGAAAACAACAUGGUCGUUUAUUCCAAAGUCACCCCCCUCUCUCAAUUCCUCAAGCUCCUAAGGGAGCGAGUUGCUGAUCUGAGAAGAGGCGUCAUAGCCUCUGAUAAGCUCCAAACCAUCCACUCGCGGCAGUGGAAGAGUGCAAGGGCACUCAAAGCUGUUAUGGACGACCUGGUGGCCGUCACGGACCAUGGGGUUACUGAGCCCCAACUAGU
Chara braunii is the source of this 1279-nucleotide messenger RNA. Lineage: Eukaryota; Viridiplantae; Streptophyta; Charophyceae; Charales; Characeae. The record is from the annotation of a GenBank genome assembly.